Molecule: messenger RNA, 554 nt
Organism: Triticum aestivum (bread wheat)
Lineage: Eukaryota; Viridiplantae; Streptophyta; Magnoliopsida; Poales; Poaceae
Exons: 2
Coding region: 46-507 (153 amino acids)
Source: RefSeq, a predicted model, not a curated record
UCUCCUCACACCAUCAUUCCAACAACUUAUUUUGAGAACUUGGCCAUGGCGUUCAGCGGCGCUCAGAUUCUCACUGCCUUCACCCUGGGCUUUCUUCUCAUGGCCUUCUGUGCGGAGGCUCGCGUAUGCACGACCCCUAGCAAGUGGGGCCAAAGGAGCAUGUGCAAGACCACGGCUUGCAUCGGGGCCUGUCAGUACGAGCACUUUAAGGGUGGGUACUGCUCCGAUGAGAAAUCAAUUGUUGGCUACGAGGUCAACGAAGACAACGACGGCAACUACUUUCACAUACCUAAGAGAAAGACGUGCAUGUGUACAUAUGAAUGCAGGAAAAAACCCACCACCACUGUGAGAACCUACGUGCCUAAGCCACCGGGUGAACCCGAGGUGCCCGAUCCUAAGAAGAAGAAGAAGCCGCCGCCAUAUGAACGUGAUGUGCCAGAGCCGCCCUCGGGAGAAAACAAGAAGAAAAGCUUCCGCCAGCUGCCAACCAGUGAGAAAAUGGUCUAGUCCGCCCAUCCAUGGAAAAUGAUUUCAAUAAGAAAGGAAUUAAUCAA